Molecule: messenger RNA, 2091 nt
Organism: Myripristis murdjan (pinecone soldierfish)
Lineage: Eukaryota; Metazoa; Chordata; Actinopteri; Holocentriformes; Holocentridae
Product: microsomal glutathione S-transferase 1-like
Exons: 4
Coding region: 93-557 (154 amino acids)
Cellular component (GO): membrane; mitochondrion
Molecular function (GO): glutathione transferase activity
Source: RefSeq, a predicted model, not a curated record
UUGUAUGUGCACUGCAAUAACAAUAUCAACCCUUUGAAAUCCAGGAGCCUGUGGGCGGGCAAAGGUUUUUAAGUGUUAUUUUCUGAGGAAGAAUGGCAGCAAUGACCCAUAUGAUUGACAGUGAAGUCUUUUUAGCCUUCUCUACCUACGCUACCAUUGUCAUGCUGAAGAUGAUGCUGAUGGCACCUAUGACCACCUACUUCCGCCUGACAAGAAAGGUAUUCGCAAACUUGGAAGACACCAAAUUAGUUUCCUCCACAGAAGACAAGAAAUUUAUCCGUGUGGAUCCUGAGGUGGAACGAGUCCGGAGAUGCCACCUGAACGACCUGGAGAACAUCGUUCCCUUCGUUGUGGUCGGUCUGCUCUAUGCUCUGACCGGACCAGAUCUUUCAUCUGCUCUGCUUCACUUCCGUGUGUUUGCCGCCUCUCGGAUCUGCCACACCAUCGCCUACGUUGGAGCUCUGCCUCAACCCAGCAGGGGGCUGUCCUGCAUUGUGGGCGGGGUGGUCACCGUGAGCAUGGCUUACAGGGUGCUCAGCGUAACACUGCACCUGUAGAGGAGAGAGUACAACCAGCAGGCCUCUGCUGUCUGGAGGGGCUACGCUCUGCCUGGAAAACACCACUUUCAAUAACACACACACAGGCAGAAAUGUCUGUAUACACACACAGGCGCCUUCAGCACAGCCACUCUACUUUUACAUGUCUAGCAGUAAAGCGAUUUCAUUUAUGAUUUUAUAUUUACAUAUGCAGAUACAUAGGAUAAAAUAAGAAAAAGUCAAAGUGUGGUUAUUUAAUUUUUUUUAUUUUACACCUUUAAAUGAGAAUCUGCAUGUUCCCACAACAACAACUGUGUCUCAAAUGUAGGAUUUGACCAAGGUUUGAGAGGGUUUAAAGGUGCUGCAUGUGGCUUUUUUAACCAUCAUUGUAUCGUUGUCAAAUUAAGUGUGAUGUCUUAACCUUAAUUACUGUGAACAGAUGAGGGCAUGGCAGACAUAUUAAAUAGCCCCUUUCUCACAGCAGUGGUAUUGUCUAAUCAGGGUGACGAAUUGUUGGAACACCCAAAGCCUAAAACUUUAUCUAAUUUUUAAAAAUCAACCAUAAACCAGCUACAACUGGUUAUACAACUGGUAAUAGUGUGACGAUAAAUGAUCUUUUUUUUUUUUUUUUUUUGCUCAGUUGAUGGCACGUCAGUAUUAAUUUUGACAGCCAAUUUUAAUUUUGUUUCAGUCUUGGUCUUGACUAAAAUGCAUUUUAGUUUUUAUAUUUGAUUUGUUCUAGUUUUUGUUGAUACAAAAUUUAGGCAGCUUUAGUUGAUGUAUGCAAUUGUUUUCCACAUUUUUUUUACUCUGUAAAUUUCUCCUGAAAUUAUUUCAGCGCCCUUCAUACACAGAUUGAUCUGUCUUGUAUUGUAUCUAGCCUCUUUUUCCUUCUUUGUCUCUCUUUUUUUUAAACUCUACUUCGUAUCAAAAUAAAAGCUUACCCAUAUGUCUGUUCCCUCCAAAGUGAAGUCAGGGCUGUUGUGUUCAUUCAUCUAUUUCUGUCAUUUUUGUCUUUUGUUGAUGAAACUGUCAUCAUAUUUUGCUGUAGUAUUUGUCAACAAUGGUUCACCUUAAUUUAUAUUUCAUCUUGCUUUUGUCCUGGAAAAAGUGUUAUUGUCGAAUACUUUUUGUUAUAGUUUCCGUCAACAAAAUUUACACUGUGGUACAUAUGUAUGGUAAAUUUAACAUGAUGUAAAGGGACCAUUUAACAUGUCUUUUAAAAACUGAAAUGGAAUUUGUCAUAGACCCCAUUGCUUCCUACCCCCUUGUCCCUGUGUGGCAUCUUUGUUGAGAGGAGAUUUUUCCAUUGCCCUGUCACUCCUUCCACUAUCUCUUUUUUUUCUUUUUUGCCAGAAAGUCUGAAAGCUUUAGCUGCAUAGGAAGAACAGCAUCUUCACACACUAAACACACACAAAAAUACAAGGCAUUGUAGAGGCUGUUAAUCUUCUGAGCAAUGGGCUCAUUUGUUUACAGUAAUUAUGAUUGAGUCUAAAAAUAAAUGUGGCAAUGACUCAUUGAUGUUAACUAUACAUGUAGCACUCUUAAAAAGAAA